Xenia sp. Carnegie-2017 is the source of this 2295-nucleotide messenger RNA. RefSeq lists its product as uncharacterized. Gene Ontology annotation, biological process: DNA integration. Bases 1 to 2295 code for a protein of 764 amino acids. Gene Ontology annotation, molecular function: nucleic acid binding. The transcript is spliced from 6 exons. The record is from RefSeq and is a predicted model, not a curated record. NCBI's taxonomy places the organism in Eukaryota, Metazoa, Cnidaria, Anthozoa, Malacalcyonacea, Xeniidae.
AUGGACGACGAAGCCCAAAGUACACAGACAAAUGUUGGUUUUAAUGUGCCCUUUAUGGGGCAUAUGGAAGAAUAUUCAACGAGUACAGAUUGGAAGCAGUACGUUGAGCGGCUUGAAAUAUUCUUCGAAGUAAAUAAUGUACCAAGAGAAAAGCAAGCCUCGAGCAUACUUACCUUGAUGGGUAGUAAGAUGUAUGCGUUGUUAAGAUCAAUUACAGCACCCAGAAGACCAAAAGAACUUACAUAUAACCAAAUUGUAGAAACUGUAACACAACAUCUUGAGCCAAAACCAAUAGUUAUUGCUGAACGAUAUAAGUUCCACAAGGCUGAGCAAGGACAAGCGGAAUCGAUUAGGGAAUAUAUUGCCAAAUUGCAGAGAUUAGCAGAAACAUGUGAAUUUGGGAGUUAUCGAGACGAAGCAAUUCGAGAUCGAUUUGUUUGUGGAUUGCGAGAUCGAUCGAUUCAACGUAAGCUACUAGGCGAAGUUGAUUUGACUUUAAAGUCUGCGGUAGAAAAAGCUUGUGCGGCUGAAUUAACGGAGAGAGGAAACAUCAGCGUUACACGGAGAAUUACUGAACCGAGUGCAAACAGCAUCCCUCGAGUGUUUUUGCUGUGCAACGUUGACAGUGACAGCGAAAGCCAAGAAGAAGAUAUGAAAACAUGGCCGGUGUUCACAUUAACUGAUUCGAGAAAGAAAUGUAAAGAGAUGGAAGUAUUAGUCCAAUGGAUGGAAAGUCAAUCAGUCCCGUUUGCGCUGAAAGACAAGGUAAAGGAAGAAAUCUACCGUUUAGAGAAACUUGGGGUCCUGGAAAAGGUAGAGUUUUCAGAUUGGGCGACGCCAAUCGUGCCAGUGUUGAAACCUGAUGGUAGUGUACGGAUUUGUGGCGAUUAUAAAGUGACCAUUAACCAAAGUCUAGACGUUCAAGAAUAUCCAAUGCCGACAGCUGAAGAACUAUUUACAAAGCUACGAGGAGGUAUACAAGACUGCCAUUUGGAGUUGCAGCUAGCCCAGCUAUUUUCAAAGAACGAUGGAUAUGGUUUUGAAUGGUUUACAGGAGUAGGAGGUAUACUUGAUGAUUUCAUAAUUACGGGUAAAAAUGAUGAAGAACAUUUGCGGAAUCUUGAGAGAGCACUGAAACGUCUUCAAAAUAUGGGAAUCAAAUUGAAGAAAUCAAAGUGCGUUUUUAUGCAACCUUCAGUGGAAAAUUUCGCAUUUGUCGUGGAUCGACAAGGAAUCCAUCCAUCGCCUCGUAAAGUUCAAGCUAUAAGGGAGGUACCAACUCCGGAAAAUCCAACAGAAUUGAAGUCAUUUCUGGGGCUAGUGAACUAUUAUCGUAAGUUUAUUCCAAAUAUGGCAAAGUUGGUUAAUCCUCUGAAUUGUUUACUGUCACAAGAAGUUACUUGGAAAUGGUCGGAAGAAUGCCAGAAAUCUUUUGAGACUUUAAAAGUCCUAUUGGAAACGGCACCAAACAAUGCGAAUGUUGAUGCGUUGUCCCGGUUACCUAGGAAAAGUGUUGAAGAACCGGACGAAUGGGAGGAAGAGGCAGCGGCAGUAAACAGCGCUCAACUGAAGCGGUCACCUGUUUCAGUAAGUAUGAUUAGAGAAGCUACGCAAAAAGAUUCAGUAUUGUCUCGUGUAGUAUACUAUCUGUUACAUGGUUGGCCAGAAGGAAAGUUACCAGAGGAACUACAAUAUUUCUUUACAAAGCAAGACGAGUUUACUGUAGAAGAAGGAUGCCUAUUGAGAGGAACCCGAUUGGUAAUUCCAACCAAAUAUCAAGGAGUGGUGUUGUCGGAGUUGCAUAUAAAUCAUCCAGGAAGGGGGCGGAUGAAAUCUUUAGCACGUUUACAUGUUUGGUGGUCAACAUUAGACCAAGACAUUGAACAGACUGUGAGAGAUUGCACCAGUUGUCAAUUUAAUCGCUUUAAAUCUCCACUUAAAGUAAAUAAUCCAUGGAUUUGGCCUGUACGUCCAUGGCAAAGAAUUCAUGUCGACUUUGCAGUUCAUGGUCUACCGGAAGAGAUGGUGUCGGACAAUGGUCCACAAUUUGUUGCGCAGGAAAUGAAAGAUUUUCUAAAAGGCAAUGGAAUUCAAAUGCACUUAUCUUCACCGUACCACCCUGCUUCAAAUGGGGAAGCGGAAAGAGCAGUGGGAACAUUUAAAGACUCCAUGAAGAUUCGUAAGAAUGAAGAAGGAUCUACUGGAGAGAAAUUAGCAAGAUUUUUGUUAGGAUAUCGUACCACACCACAUACAGCAACUGGAUGUACACCUACAGAAAUUCUUAUGGGUCGAUGA